Molecule: messenger RNA, 13424 nt
Organism: Doryrhamphus excisus (bluestripe pipefish)
Lineage: Eukaryota; Metazoa; Chordata; Actinopteri; Syngnathiformes; Syngnathidae
Source: RefSeq, a predicted model, not a curated record
ACCAUUCACACUCACAUUCAACCCUUUUCCAGUGUAAUUUAAUAUGAAUAAUGUCGCCUACAGACAGCGACUCCCGAGAUUGUUACCCCGGCGAAUGGGGCUGCCCGGGUUCACCGGCUUGUAUACCAGUGGGAAAGGUUUGCGAUGGGAAAGCGGACUGUCCUGAUGGGACUGACGAGACCAACUCCACCGCUCAGCAGACGUGCAGUCUUGAACGCUGCUCAACGUUGAGCUGCGAGUAUCUAUGCCACGUGUCCCCACAAGGGGGCACCUGCUACUGCCCUGAUGGUUUCAUUGUAGGAAAUGACAGUCGCUCCUGUGUGGACUACAACGACUGUGAAAUCUGGGGCAUAUGUGACCAGCUUUGUGAAGACCGGCCGGGGACGCAUCAUUGCAGCUGUGCCGACGGCUACUUCCUGGAGCAGGGUCACAUCUGCAAGGCUAACGUGUCAGGUGGAAUGCCACAGCUCAUUUACACAGACGGAGGAGAAGUAAUGAUGGCUGACAUCCAUGGCCGCUACGUUCGAACUCUGGUGCCCGCUCAGGGCAAAGGUUCCGCUGUUGGCGUGGCGUACCACCGGCACAGUGAGACCGUGUUCUGGAGUGACACAUACACUAAAAAGGUGUAUUCCGCUAACUAUAAUGGAGGGAAUAUUCGUGAGGUUCUGACCACUGCAGUCCAGAAUGUCCAGAACCUGGCGGUGGACUGGGUCAACUUUAAAUUGUACGUGUUGGAAGCCAUGGUGGAGCGCAUUGACGUGUGCGACUUUGAAGGAGGGAAUCGAGUCACCCUGGUUGCUGAGAACCUGCAGAGUCCUCAUGGUCUGGUCCUGGACCCAACAGUAGGGUACAUGUUCUUCACUGACAAGGGUAUCGGCAAUGAGAACAUGAAGCUUGAACGGGCGUUCAUGGACGGCAGCAACCGUGUGGAGCUGGUGAAGAUCCGGUUGGGUACCCCAACUGGUAUUAGCGUAGAUAUCGUCACAAAGAGGGUGUACUGGUCUGACAGCCAUUUUGACACAGUGGAAACGGUCACUUAUCACGGUUUGGACAGGAAAGUCGUCCUCAAUGGCGGAACCCAGUCGCCGCAUCCUUUCGGAAUUGCUGUAUUCGAGAACCACGUGUUCUUCACAGAUUGGACCAAAAUGGGGUUGGUGAGAGCCAACCGCUUCAACGGUGGCGACCCGACACUCCUCUACCGUACCGCUAAGCGACCGGGCCAUGUUGUUGUCUCACAUUCCAUCCUGCAGCCGAUUGUGAUGAACCCCUGCGGAAGACAUAAUGGCGGCUGUCAGCAUAUUUGUGUCCUGAGCCACCGUACGGACAAUGACGGUUUGGGAUACCGCUGCAAGUGUCGGCAUGGUUACGACUUGGAGUCAGACCUUCACACUUGUUUCAAGGUCAAGCACUACUUGUUGGUGGCCACCUCUCUGGCCCUGCGAGGGAUCCCGCUAUCCGUGUCCCUCCAGGAAGACGUCACUCUGCCCCUCGCAGGGCUCGCCUCGUCUUUUUCUGGCUCUGCUGUUGAGUUUGAUGGCCAGGAGGAGGCGCUAUUCUACAACGACAGGUCUAAAGGUCUUGUCUAUAAGUCCAACCUCAAUGGCACAGUUCAACAGAUUUUAACAGGCUACAGGGUUGGCUCAAUUGAUGCUAUGGCCUAUGACUGGACUUCCAAAGUCUUGUUCUGGACCUCUAACACCUAUAAGACAGUGGUGGCGUUCAGAACCACAGACAAGUCCAUGAAAGACAUCGUGACCGGAUUAAGGACUCCAAAGGGACUUGCAGUGCAUCCCGGUGCUGGCUACUUGUUUUGGUCCGACGUGUAUCGCCCAGCGGUCAUCAUGAGGGGUUACACUGAUGGCAGCAAUGGAGUUCCAUUGGUCAACACAACACUUGGAUGGCCUUAUGGACUUGCUAUUGAUUAUUCACAGGAGCGUUUAUAUUGGGUCGACUACCUUUUGGACCGGAUUGGACACAUUGGCAUUCAAGGAAACGACAGAAAGACCUUCAGCAAUAUCGGACAGAUCACACAACCGUAUUCACUGACUGUUUAUUCAGACUACCUGUACGUCGCCGAUACACGAACCCGAGCAAUAUUUGAGCUGAGGAAGAGGGACGGAGGAGGGAACAUGAUGAUCAGACAAGGAAUCAACGGAAUUCUGAACGUCAAAGCCUACACCGCCGACCUCUAUAGUAACAUCAAUAGUCGCUGCAAUGCCGUGGCAAAUGGCCGCUGCAGUCACUUCUGCUUCCCGACUCCGUCCUACAGCCGCGUGUGUGGCUGUCCAUACGGCAUGAAGCUGCAGAUCAACCAAAUGGACUGUGUCAAGGACGACAGCGUUCCGCCUCCGGAUAACAACUGUGGCGACUACGCCUCCGAGUGUGACGAGGGGCGGUGCAUAUCCAACUCGUACUUCUGCGAUGGUUAUCCGGAUUGCGUGGAUAAGUCUGAUGAGGCCAACUGCACCGACACAGGAGCAACCUGCUCCCCGAGAGCCUUCACCUGCAACAACAAGCAUUGCAUCCUGUCCGGGUGGCGCUGCGACGGCACCGACGACUGUGGCGACGGCUCGGAUGAAAUCAACUGUCCCACUGGGGUGCCCACCACCUGUUCAACUGAUUCAUUCACCUGCGAUAACAACAGAUGCGUCUCCAAAGACUGGUUGUGCGACGGCGACAAUGAUUGCGGCGACGGCUCGGACGAGCACAACUGCAAUUCCACCGUCACCACCUGCCCACCUGCGUACUUCCUGUGUCCCGACCACCGUUGCAUAUUCAACUCCUACGUGUGCGACGGCGACCAAGACUGCUUGGAUGGCUCGGAUGAGAAAAACUGCGAGUUUUCCUGUGCAUCCUAUGAGUUUGCCUGUGCCAGUGGCGACCAGUGUAUUAGUGACAGUUAUCGAUGCGAUGGCGUCUUUGACUGCAGGGACCAUUCCGAUGAGCGAAACUGUCCCACUCGAGGCCCGGGCCUGUGCCACAAGGACGAGUUCCAGUGUCAAACCGAUGGCGUCUGCGUGCCGGAUAAGUGGGAAUGCGACGGCCAUCCCGACUGCGAGGACGGUUCAGACGAGCACAUCUCCUGCCCUCCUGUCACCUGCGGGUCCAGCUUCUUUCAAUGCCCCAAUAAGAUUUGUAUCCCGAAUUACUGGCUGUGCGACGGUGAGAACGACUGCCGAGACAUGAGCGACGAGCAGAAUUGUCCCACACCUCCGUUCCAAUGCCCUGGCGGCCAGUGGAUGUGUCCGACUGACCAAGUGUGCAUCAUGCAAGACAAAGUGUGCGACGGCCAGAAAGACUGUCCUAAUGGAGCUGACGAAUCACCGAUCUGCAACGAGGAUGAUUGCAUCCUAAACAACGGAGGAUGCAGCCACAUCUGCAUUCAAGGACCGUUCGGGGCGGAGUGCGGCUGUCUCCCGGGUUUCCAGCUGCUCAACGACUCCAAGACCUGCGAUGACAUCAACGAGUGUCUCAUCCCGGGUUUCUGCAGCCAGAAGUGCUACAAUGAAAGAGGAAGCUUCCGGUGUUACUGCUCCGAUGGUUACCUCCUGGAGCCGGAUGGCCGCACGUGCAAAGCUACAGACCCUCUAGCAGCCGUGCUUCUGGUGGCCAAGCGUAACCAGAUCAUCGCUUACAAGAUCAAUGCAAAGCCUCCACAGAUCAGUCCGGUGGUGUCUGGUUCAAAUAUUGUAUCCGUGGACUUUGACCGAGUGACCUCCAGGGUCUACUGGGCUGACGCCACCCUGAAGAAGAUUUGGAGUGCUUACCAGAAUGGAACUGACAAGAAGGAAAUUUUUUCUAGUGGUCUAAUGGUCCCAGAGAGCAUCGCUGUGGACUGGGUGGGCAGGAACCUGUAUUGGACCGACUCGGUCAUGGAGAACAUCGAAGUUUCCACUCUGGAUGGUCGCUUCCGUAAAGUGCUCCUCACCAAAAACGUCACAAGCCCACGUGGCCUGGUUUUGGACCCGCGUAACUAUACCAACUUUAUGUUCUGGACGGAUUGGGGUCAGAACCCCAGGAUCGAGCGAGCCGACAUGGAUGGAACCAUGAGAAAAGUCAUUGUCAGUACCAAGAUUUACUGGCCCAACGGCCUGGCGUUGGACUACACCACACGUAUGGUCUACUUUGCCGACGCCUACCUCAAAUACAUCGACUACUGUGACUACGACGGGAACAACCGCCAUCAAGUCAUGGCGAGCGACAUGGUCCUCCAGCACCCACAUGGUAUGACCAUCUUUGAGGACACCAUAUUCUGGUCAGAGCGCUACACCAGCAAAGUGAUGAGCACUAACAAGUUCCAUGGUGGCAACAUCACGAUACAGAUGAGCAGCGUGUACCAGCCAAUGGGCAUCGUUAUGGACCAUCCCAUUAAACAACCUGCAGGCAUCAAUCCUUGCAGAGAACAUCUAUGCAGCCAACUCUGCCUGCUGUCAGGCUUCAGGCCAAGGUACUACACCUGCCACUGUCAGUCCGGAUGGAAGCUGGAUACUGAUAAACGUACUUGUAUCAAAGAUGAAACUCCCUUCUUAAUGGUGGAGAGCCUUUCAGUUAUUUACGGCAUUCCUCUGGACCCCGCCGACCCCUCCAACAACGCAAUGGCGCCUGUAUCGGGCAUCAACCAGGGUCGGGAUAUAGAGUUUGAUGACCGGGAGCAGUUUGUCUACUGGGUUCAGUCUUUGGGUUCUAUAUGGCGAGUUCACACCAACGGCACCAAAAGGUCUCAGUUUGCACCAUCUGCUUUCAUGGGCGAGCCGUUUCGUCUGGCGUUUGAUUGGAUUAGCAGGAUAUUGUACUAUAGCAACAAUGAGGCUAAAUCCAUAGAGGUCAUCCGUGUUGAUGGAGGACAGUACUAUAGAAAGACCGUCAUUACCUCUACAGGGAAACCAGAGGGAGUAGGACAGCCGUUCGGAAUAGCCGUAGAUCCAGCAAGAGGGAAAUUGUUCUGGACGGAUGUGGGGUCAGAUAGUGGAGUUCCCCCGAAAGUGGCCAGUGCUGACAUGGAUGGGAGCAACCUCACGGUCCUCUAUACAGGCAACCUGGCUAAUGUAGGCUACCUCGCUGCGGAUAUUUCCACUAGGAAGCUCUACUGGGGGGUUGCAGGCUCAGGAGUGAUUGAGAGUGGUACCAUGGACGGAGCGAGCCGAGUGACAGUGGUCAGUGGCCUGUCUUACCCGGUGGGGUUGACCAUCUACCAGAACUACCUCUAUUACGCUGACAAGGACUAUCAGGUCAUUGAGAGGGUGGAUAAAGACACGGGCGCCAACCAAGUGGUGAUAAGAAGCGGAAUGCGUCAACUGCGUGCUAUAAAAGUACACGCCAGAGACAACUCUGCGGGGACCGCCAACGCCUGCAGCUCCAACAACGGGGGCUGCCCUCACCUCUGUCUGCCCAAACCCAACAACCAAAAAGUCUGCGCUUGCACCACGGGCUUUUACCCGUCUCACGAUGGCUCCGAAUGUGAAGAGUUUGACUCCUUCGCUGUGGUCUCCACACCCAAAUACAUCCGCGGCUUUCACAUAAACAGCUCGGAUCACUCCGAGGCCAUGGUGCCCAUCGGUGGAUCUUCUUCUUCCGUAAUGCAGAAUUUAGGUCUGCAUAUCGAAAGUGGAUUUAUUUAUUGGACCGAGAACAGCACCUCCUCCUCCUACAAGGGAAUCUCCAGGAGAAAAACAGAUGGAUCAUACUACCAAAAGGUCGUCUACUCCGGUGUUGGAAAAGGAGGCAUCCCUGGACUUGCAGUGGACUGGGUUUCUAACAACUUAUACUUCACCAACGCCUUCGAGAGCGAGACCUACCUGGAAGUGUUGGCAAUCAACACCACAUACCGACUAGUCCUCCUCAAGUCGUCCCACGACAGGCCCUCCGACCUCGCUGUCAACCCCAAACUGCGCUACCUUUUCUGGACAGAUGCCGGCCAAAUGCCUAAGAUAGAACGAGCUCUUCUGGAUGGCACCAACCGCACGGUGCUGGCAUCCGAGAGCCUGGCGUCUCCUCGUGGCCUCACCGUUGAUCACACUAACGACUUCCUGUACUGGACCGAUGACAUUCUGGAUAUGAUCUCGUGUAUGGCUCCGGACGGCUCACAACGGCACAUAGUCCGAUACGGGAAUCGUAUUCCGAUGCCUGUGGGGGUGGCUAUACUUGGAAACUACAUGCUGUGGGUGGAUAAAAGGCUAGCUAAGCUUUUGCAGGCUAGUAAAGAUCCAGCCAACACGAACCAGACGGAGGUCAUUCGAGACAAACUCGAAGGUGUGUCGGAUGUGGCCGUUUUUGACCCCCAUGUCCAACCAACAUCGGCUCACCAGGUUGGCUUCAACCCAUGUCAGGAGGACAAUGGCCGUUGCCAGCAAAUCUGCUUUGCCAUACCAGACCAGGACCACCCUAAAUGCGCCUGCGCUCACGGGUCCCUCCUGAGUAACGGAGUAACCUGCGGCUACGGACAAGAUGAUUUUCUCAUUUUUACCACAGACUACACAUUGAAUAGCGUAAGACUGGACCCCGCGGAUCACAGCAGUCCUUUCCCAAAUGUGAACCUGGGCUACAACUUGAUGGCGUUGGAUUUUGACUACAAGGAGAGGCGUGUUUUCUUCACCCAGUACAUGGGCUUAGGCAGGAGCAAGAUUGGAUACAUCACUACCACAUCCAUCAGUAACUCGCCAACCAUUAUCGCUUCCAAUUUGGAUGACCCCGAGGGUUUGGCGUAUGACUGGAUCCAUAAACGCCUCUACUACACCGACUACUAUCGCAGGAAUAUCCAAUCAUUAGGAGUGGACGGGAUGAACCGUACCAUUAUUGCUCAUGCAAACCGACCCCGAGGCAUCAUAGUGGACCCUUGUUAUGGUUAUCUGUACUGGACCGACUGGGGAAGCCCUGCUAAAAUCGAAAGAGCCACACUGGGUGGAAACUUCCGGAUUCCCAUCAUUAACACCAGUUUAUCCACACCCAAUGGUCUCUCCAUUGACUUCGAGGAGAGGAUGUUGUACUGGGCUGAUGCCUCACAAGACAAAAUCGAACGCUCGACGCUGACAGGCGCAAACAGGCAAGUGAUCGUGAUGGGUGUGCAGUACCCCUUUGCCAUGACAGUCUUCAAGCAGGACAUCUUCUGGACCGACUGGACGGAAAGGGGUGUCUUCCGGGCAGGGAAAGAUGAUGGCUCCGGUGUCACCGUGUUGGCCCAAGAUCUUCAGUACCGACCUAACGAUAUUCACGUCUUCGCCGCAUCCAAGCAGGAGAGUUGCUCCAGUUUCUGCAUGCAGUUCAACGGCGGAUGUAGCCAUGUUUGUAUAUCCGGCCCAGUCGGACCAGAGUGUCAGUGCCCCCAUGAGGGCAAGUGGUACUUGGCCAAUAAUGGCAAAGACUGCAUCCAAGACAACGGCAAGCGCUGCCAGCCCGACCAGUUCACAUGUCUCAGCGGCAAGUGCAUCAAAGCUAGCUGGAAGUGUGACGGCUACGACGACUGCAAGGACAACACGGAUGAGCUGGAGCGAGUGUGCGGAGGGGGCUUGCGUACUCUCUUACGGUUCAAAAUCCACGCAAACCGAAAAUACAACUUCUACUACUACUCGAUCGCAGCUUUCCAUACCUGUUCGAGUUCGCAAUUCACCUGCGACAACGGUCGCUGCGUGCCGCUCAGCUACGCCUGCGACUACAUGGACGACUGCGGCGACAACAGCGACGAGGACGGGUGCCCGUUCCCGACUUGUAACCCCGACACCGAGUUCACCUGCGGGAAUGGACGAUGCAUCAGUGCCUCUUUUGUCUGCGACGGCUACAACGACUGUCGUGACAACGCCACCUCAGAUGAAAUUAACUGCCCUGACAGGAAGUGUCCGUCAGACAUGAUCAAAUGUGACACCACCAAUAUCUGCAUCUAUCCCAACAAACUGUGCGACGGGUACAACAACUGCGGCGACAACAGCGACGAAAACCCUCUUUUCUGUGAGAGUCGUACGUGCCCUUCUGACGAGUUCCAGUGCGAUGUCGGCAAAUGCAUCCCCACCUCUUGGGUGUGUGACUACUACGACGACUGCACUGACGGUACUGAUGAACCCCCCACAUGCGAACAUAUUGUGAGAACUUGCAGCGCCAGCCAGUUCACGUGUACCAACGGAAACUGCAUCCCUCAGUCCAUGGUCUGUGACGGCAACAACGACUGCUGGGACAGUAGUGACGAGGCUCCGGAGCUGGAUUGUGGUCAGCGUACAUGCAGUUCGAACCAGUUUACCUGCCCUACCUGGUACCCGGGUCAUCCGCGAUGCGUGACCUUAAACUUAGUAUGUGACGGGGAGAAAGACUGCGCUGAUGCAGCCGAUGAGCUCCAAAACUGCCCCAAUCGGACCUGCCACAUGAACGAGUUUGCCUGUGCAAACGGCCUUUGCAUCUACCUCCCGUUCCAUUGCGACCGUGUGAAUGACUGCGGGGACGGAAGCGACGAGCUGGGUUGUACUUACGACACGUGCAGCAGCAUCGAGUUCACCUGCGGCAACGGGGCUUGCAUCUUCUCGGCUUACACCUGCGACGGCACCAACGACUGCCUGGACGGUUCGGAUGAAGCGGACAGCUUGUGCGUCACGCCGCAGCCCACGUGUGCACCGCAUCAGUAUUUGUGCAAGUCGGGCGAGUGCAUCGACGGGAAGAACGUGUGCAACGGCGUGAAGGACUGCCAGGACAACAGCGACGAAAAAGGCUGCUGGAUCAACGAGUGCAGCAACCCAUCAGUCCACCAGUGUGCCCAACUGUGCACGGACACCCCCACCGGCUAUUUCUGCUCCUGCAACCCCGGCUACCAACUCAUGCCUGACGGCAAAGCCUGUGAGGACCUCAACGAGUGCCUCACCACGCCGUCCGUCUGCAGCCAGAUCUGCGAGAACACCGCCGGAUCCUAUUACUGCAAAUGCGCCCCGGGAUACCUGCGGGAACCUGAUGGGCGUACCUGUCGGCAGAACAGCGGAAUCAAACCGUUCUUGUUGUACACCAAUCGCUACUACAUCCGUAACUUGACCACGGAUGGAUCUCAGCUCAGCAUAGUACUGCAAGGGCUCUCCAAUGUAGUGGCUCUGGAUUAUGAUUAUUCCGAGAAGAUGCUUUAUUGGUUCGAUGCCGGCGUGGGAAAGAUUGAAAGGAUGCGUUUUGAUGGGAGCGACAGGAAGGUACUUGUGGAUAACGGAAUCCUCGGAGCAGAAGGUCUGGCGCUUGAUUGGGUCGGAAGGAAGUUGUACUGGGUGGACAGUUACUACGGCGCCGUCCAUGUGAUGGAGUUGGAUGGGCGUUACAUGAAGAAGCUGAUCACCGGCCACUUCACAAACGGAAACGACACUUAUACCAUUACCCGACCUCGUGCCGUGGCGGUGAACCCCAAAUAUGGAUGGCUGUACUGGACCGACUGGGCCGACACUCCGUAUAUCGGCAGGGCAGGCAUGGAUGGAAGAAAUGUCACCGCCAUUAUAACAGCCAAACUGGAGUGGCCCAAUGCUUUGACUAUAGACUACACCACCAAUAAGAUCUUCUUUGCUGAUUCCCACCUUAACUUCUUAGACUUUGCAGACAUGGAUGGCAAGAAUCGACACCGAGCUAUUGCUGGUUCAUUGCCGCAUGUUUUUGCAAUGUCGCUCUUUGAGGACGUGGUGUACUGGACAGAUUGGAACACGCACAACCUGGAAAAGGCUCAUAAAUACACCGGUGAAGGUCGCGUGGUCAUGGGCAACAACACACACCGACCUUAUGACCUUCAUGUGGUCCAUCCGUACAGGCAACCAAAAAGUGAGAACCCCUGCUCGUCCCACACCCUGACCUGUAGUCAUCUGUGUCUGAUUGGGCCGGGUGGUCAGAAAGCCACGUGUGAGUGUCCGGAUAACUUUAUCGGCAUAUCUGUGGGUUUCAAGAUCCAGUGUGUUGCCGACUGCUCCAGCACCCAGUUCCGUUGCGGGGACAAUGAGAGGUGUAUUCCUAUAUGGUGGAAGUGCGAUGGCCAAUCAGACUGUGGAGACGGCUCAGAUGAACCUCAGACCUGCCCUCCACGUUUUUGUCCCAUUGGCCGCUUCCAAUGUAAAGACGGAAACUGCACCUAUCCUGGCUUCAUCUGUGACGCCCAUCCAGAUUGUCCCGAUGGUUCCGAUGAGGACGCCGUUCUCUGCAGUGACCACCGAUGCGAAGUCAACCAGUUCCAAUGCAAGAACAAGAUGUGCAUCCCCAUGUCCUGGCACUGCGACGGCUCCAAAGACUGCUCUGACGGCAGCGACGAGGACGCCGAGACCUGCGCCAAGAGAACCUGCCGACCGGGCGACUUCCAAUGCGCCAAUGGCAACUGUCUGCCAUCCAGCUAUGUCUGCGACGCGCAGGACGACUGCGGCGACGGAUCGGACGAACCUUACGAAACCUGCAUGGGCCCGGACUACAAGUGCGAUGAAACCGAGUUCUCCUGCAAAACAAACUACCGCUGCAUUCCUCAAUGGGCAAGAUGCGACGGCACCAACGACUGCAUCGAUAACAGUGACGAGCAAGGCUGCGAGGAGGUGACCUGCGACCCACAGGGCGAUUUCCGUUGCGACAACCACCGCUGUGUCCCCAUCCGCUGGAAGUGCGACGGCACCAACGACUGCGGCGACGGCUCGGAUGAAAGAGACUGCCAGCCCAGGCCUUGCACAGAGAGCGAGUUCCGAUGCGACAACGCGCAGUGCAUCCCCGGGAAGUGGGUGUGCGACCAUGAUAAUGACUGCGGGGACAACUCGGAUGAGCGAGACUGUGAGUUGCAGACAUGUCGUCCAGGCUUGUUCCAAUGCGACUCGGGUCAUUGCAUCCCGUCUGUGCUGCAGUGCGACGGCCGUCCUGACUGUCAGGAUCUAUCAGACGAGACCAAAUGUCCCACUCGUUACCCGGGAGGUCGUUGGUGCCCACAGGGGCAAUUCGAGUGUGCCAACCAUCUGUGUCUGUCCCCGAGCUGGGUGUGUGACGGCAAUGACGACUGCGGCGACGGCUCUGAUGAACAGCUAGCUUUAUGCCUGAACAUCACCUGUGAGAUGCCAUCGAGAUUCCGCUGUGCCAACGGAUACUGUGUCUACUCCGGCUUGCUGUGCAACCAGAAUGAUGACUGUGGAGAUGGCAGUGACGAGAAGGAGGAGCUAUGCCGCCAGCCCACCCUGCCCCCCUGCACACUGGACCAGUUUAAAUGCACCAAUGGACACUGUGUGCCUCUGCCCUACGUAUGCGACCACAAUGACAACUGUGGGGAUCGCACCGACGAGUUGGGCUGCAAUUUCGGCCACGAUCGGAAUUGUGAGGAAAAGGUUUGCCAACAGAAUUGUAUCAAUCUGAACGGAACCGGUUUCAUCUGCUCCUGCCGGCCCGGAUACAUGGUGGACCCCGACAACACCUACAAUUGCCUAGACGUCAAUGAGUGCGAGGUGUUCGGCACCUGCCCUCAGCUCUGUAAGAACACCAAAGGCGGCUACGACUGCGAGUGCGCUCCCGGAUACCGUCGAGUCGGCAACGGCGAUAUGUGCGAAGCUGAAGGCGCCACUCCAUUGUUACUUCUACCCGAGAACAUUCGUAUCCGGAGGUUCAACCUUCAGACGCAAGCCUACCACGACUUCCUCCAGGAGGCCGAGCGCAUCGAGGCGAUGGACUACGACUGGGAUCACAACAACACCGGAUUCAGUAUGGUCUACUUCACCGUGUCCAGCAGGGGCUCCGCCCCAGGCGCCAUUAAGAGAGCUUAUAUACCUUCGCUGGACGACGGCAGCAACAACAUUGGAGCUGCUGUUGACCUCGGGAUUAAGUACAUCACCAGACCCAAUGGCAUUGCCGUGGACUGGGUGGGCAGGAACCUGUACUGGGCUGAUGGCAGGCUGAGGAGGUUAGAGGUGGCCAUGUUGGAUGGACGCUACAGGAAACACUUGGUUAAGACUGAUCUGGGCGAGCCGUCUGCUGUGGCAGUCAAUCCACGACUGGGGAUGUUGUACUGGUGUGACCGCGGCGAGGUAGCCAAGAUUGAAUCUUCUUGGCUGGACGGUCAAGAAAGGAAGGUUCUAGUGUCCAAAAACCUGGGUUGGCUCACCGGUCUCUCCAUUGACUUCACCAAUAACGACAGAAUCUACUGGUCAGACUCCAAGGAGAGCCGCAUCGAAUCAAUUCUACCCUCUGGAGCGGACCGCAGAACUGCAGUCUACAUCGAUGUGAGGAGGCCCUUCAGCGUGAAUGUGUUUGAGGAUCAUGUUUACUGGAGCACGCAGAACAAAGGCGAGGUGUUCCGUCAGGACAAGUUCGGCAAGGGUACCAAGACCAAGCUGCUGACAGUCGGGCCCUGGCUGACCCAGGUGUCUGUGUACCAGCAGCAGAGAUACAACUCCAUCAAUAUGAAGAACCCAUGUAAAGGAACGUGCAGCCACCUGUGUCUACUGCGCCCGGGGGGCUACUCCUGCGCCUGCCCUGAAGGCACCGAAUUCGUCCCUGGAAGUAAGACGCAAUGUGACGCAGGAUUUGACCCACCACCCACCAUGCCGCCACCGUGCCAGUGUCAAAAUGGCGGCACUUGCUACUUUGAUGACAACCAGGCCCUCUGCAAGUGUCCUCCAGACUGGAAGGGCGAGUACUGCCAGACGAGCGUAUACGACGUCGUGGCAUCAUCAAUCGGCAUUGCCAUCGGAGUGACGGUGAUCAUCCUGCUUCUACUGGUUGUACUGGUUUAUGCUGCCAGGAAGAAGUCCAACCUGCUGGCGAGGCUACACGUUAACCUGCACGUUAACCUGCCAUCCAUGCCCUCCAUGCCCUCCAUGCCAUCCAUGCCCUCCAUGCCAUCCAUGCCUUCUAUGCCAUCCAUGCCCAGCUUCUUGAGAAAAAGCCAAUCUCCAGACCUGUCAAGACUAGAAGACCCUGAACCAAGGUUGAAUGCGGUUCCGUGUAUGUCCUUGGUGGAGACGGAGCAGAAGAAUUUUGAGAAUCCAUCCUAUGAGGCUGAAAAACAAGCCGGUAGUCGAAGCGUGCCGACCACUGUUGCACCCGAUGGAAGCGCCAAGAAGAGUAUCAUGAAUCCACUGUACAUGGAGGAGGAGGAGGAGGAGCCCAAAAGAAUGAGUAAACCUGCCAUCAAGGAGGCGUUUGAGAACCCGGCGUACACCGAAAAUUCCGACAUCACUUCACUACCUUCUAGCACUCAGAACAUUGAACCCAUCGAGGAUGAGGGAUUUGUGUCUUUUAAAAACCCGGUGUACACGAAGCCCACUGAUAAUUCCGACAUCUAACAUGGAGUCAACACAUUUGUUUUCCACGUCUGCUUUAUUUAUAAAUAAGAACAAAUCAGCAAAAUAAGUGCCAGAUAAGUCAUGUGUAUGGUAUGAUUAUAAUGUAAUACAUAUUAUGAUUUUCUUGUGUAUAUUCUGAUUCCAUGUAAUUUCUACUCUUUUUUUUAAAAGCUAUAAAAGUCUGUGGUU